CUCGCUGAGAAGCUUCCUCCAGCCGUGCUGCCCUACCAGCGCGAGGGCUUUGCAAUUGCUCUCCAGCGCGGCGGCCGUGUUUUGUUCGGGGAUGAGAUGGGGCUUGGGAAGUCGCUGCAGGCGUUGAUGACGAUCGACUACUACGCCGAGGAUUUGCCCUGCUUGAUUGUUUGCCCGAGCAGUUUGCGCUUUGGCUGGCGGGACCAGGUGCAAAAGUGGCUCGGGGACGCUGACGGCACGGGGACGAUCAAACGGCUUGUCGCGAAAGAUCUUCGGGAAAAUCAUAGGUCGAACAUGAUGCAGCAGAAGGAACCGCCCCUCAUCCUGAACGAAGACAUUUUGGCCGAGGAUGCGAAGGC
Molecule: messenger RNA, 359 nt
Organism: Amoebophrya sp. A120
Lineage: Eukaryota; Dinophyceae; Syndiniales; Amoebophryaceae
Source: the annotation of a GenBank genome assembly